Ziziphus jujuba (common jujube) is the source of this 1311-nucleotide messenger RNA. RefSeq lists its product as uncharacterized. The record is from RefSeq and is a predicted model, not a curated record. The transcript has a single exon. Gene Ontology annotation, molecular function: protein heterodimerization activity. The coding region runs from base 153 to 1205 and encodes 350 amino acids. Lineage: Eukaryota; Viridiplantae; Streptophyta; Magnoliopsida; Rosales; Rhamnaceae. Gene Ontology annotation, cellular component: transcription factor TFIID complex.
UAUUACUUUGUCGUAGCAAAAAAAAAUAAUAAUAAUAAAUUUUGGUAUCUUUAAUAAUUUCUACGAUUUACGUACCUAAAACCAAUUUAUUUUAUAACAAAACAUAACAAUAUACAAAAAUAAAAAAAAUUUGUAUUUUCGUUUAUUCUUUAAUGCCUUGCAGCAAGACGCUGUAUUUAGGGGUUAGGGCUUUUGAUGAAGUUAAAACCGAAAGCAAAAAGAAAAAAUCCCAAUCAAAAACCUCAAAAUCAUCGACCAUGAAAAUAAAAUCAAAAUCAUCCAAGCUUGAACAGAGAAACAAAAAGAUCCCACCUUUACCAUCAUCGUCGUCUUCUUCUUCAAACCCAUCGGAGUUCGCAUUCGCCAUAACCAGAAUCGCAGUGUCGCAGAUCUGCCAAUCAGUCGGCUACAGAAAAACCCACCUCUCCGCCCUCGAAACCCUAACCGACAUCGCCACCAAGUACCUCCGCGGAAUCGCCGCCUCCGCCUCCUCCUCCGCUGCAUCCUCCAACCGCACCCAAUCCAACCUCUUUGACAUCGUCCAAGCACUCCACGACCUCCACUCCGUCCAGGGCUUCCCCGGCGCAUCCGAUCUCCACCGAACCGACUACUGCUUGCUACGCUCCAGUGUCCUUCUCGAGAUAACCAACUUCGUCAGGAACACCGUCGAAACCCCAUUCGACAGGCCGAUUCCACGUCGAGAGGAGGAUCCGACCGAGCAGAAGAGGAUAUGUGAUGGCUGCUGGAGAAACCAUACCGGAGCUCCGCAUGUUCCAAGAUGGCUGCCGGAGUUUCCAGACCGGAGUAAAUGCGGGGUUGUUGGGUCGGUGGUGGAGAAGCGGAGGAAGGAAGAGGAGUUGUGGGAGAAUUCAUUGGGAGAGAGCAAGAAUGGUGGUGGGAGUGUGAUUGAAAAUGGGGAUGUUGUUGGGGUGGUGGUGAUGAAGAAGAAGAGGGAAUUGGGGGCGAAGAGAGGGAAAGUGAGGUUUAGGAUUGGAGGGAUUGAGGAGGUGAAAGAGAGGGAAGCAGGAGGUGGUGUUGGUUUGGGUGUGAAUUUUUCGAGGAGUGGGGUUUGUAGAGGAGGGAAAAGAGUGUGUUUGGAUAGUGAGAAACGUAGAAAUGGUUGCGAGAUAGAAAAAUUUUCUGUAGGAACUGAAAAUGAUGAUCAUGAUGAUCAUGAUGGUAAUGUUGUUGUUGGUGAAAGAUAGCCCAUUUUGAUAGAAAUUGUAAAGGAGGGAAGAGAUAUAGAUUUUGUUACACGUAACAUUGCAUAAUUCAUAUCCAUUAAAAAAAUAUUCGAGGGGAUUUCACAUA